GUAACAAACAGUCCGGUAGAAAAGGCUUUGUGAGUGUGAGAGUACGGAGGGGAUUGGAAAUGGAGGCAGUGAAGAGAUCCACGGAGAAAGGUAAAAGAAGUGGAGGCGACAAGAACGCCGGCCCAUCCAUUGACGAUGUCGUGCGAUUAAUGUUCUACGAUCACUUUUUCGGGGACGGCCUCAGCUUCGAUCUCACUGAACCCGGUCAUGUUGUCGGUUCCUUCAAAGUCCCUGAUCGCAUGCUGAAUGCUGAAAAUUUCCUUCGUGGUUGGGCCAUGGCAACCCUGACAGGAUUGGUAGGGUCUGCUGUACUAUCCACCGUUGGAGCUCCUAAAACCGGAGAUUCAUUUGAGACCUAUAUUCCCCCCUACUUGGAUACGGUUUAUGUUGAUGAUGAAGUUGAAGUUGAGGCCAAGGUUUUGAGUGUUGGAAAGAUUAUUGGCGUUGUCUCUGUUGAGCUGAGGAAUAAGAAAACUGGGAAGACUAUCGUCCACACACGCCAUGCUGAGUACUUUCAAGAUGGUAAUAGUAGAUGUAGAAUGUGAAAAAAUUGCAUCUGACCAAGAGUCAGAAUUUCAUCACUUUGUCAUUCAUAUGAGUAGCUGAUCUUUGUUUCUUCUCUUCCCUGUCAAAUAAACUUUAAAAUCAUUCAUUUUUGUUAGAAGUCUCCACAUCAUAGCAGAAUUCGUUUUCAGUGUUUGACAGGGAAAACAACUGCUUUUUCUUGUGUUUGGGCUUGAUGAUGGUCUUAAUUCAUCAAAACCCAGAAUUGUUUGUAGACUAAUAUGUUGAUACUUCGUAAGGCAAGUGCUCUUUGAAUUGCCGGAUUGGUUAA
This is a messenger RNA of Tripterygium wilfordii, 835 nucleotides long. RefSeq lists its product as uncharacterized. Gene Ontology annotation, molecular function: fatty acyl-CoA hydrolase activity. Lineage: Eukaryota; Viridiplantae; Streptophyta; Magnoliopsida; Celastrales; Celastraceae. Bases 60 to 545 code for a protein of 161 amino acids. The transcript has 3 exons. The record is from RefSeq and is a predicted model, not a curated record.